AUGGAAAAUGACAAUCUUACUCCGUCCAUUAUACUUACAUCUGACGACUCUGAGUGGAAACCAUGUGAACAGGAUAGUGUCUCGAGUAUGGAGUCUAUACCUAAUUCAGCAAGUCCUAGAGCUUCAUAUAAUUCUUUAUUGCACUGGGGUAUAAAUAGCCCGGUAGAUGAAAAAGGUAAGUAUGAGCCUAGUCAUUUCGUCAGUUUGUGGUAUAAUACUGGUUUAAAAUCAUAUACUCAGAAAAAUUCAUUAAGUGUUUAG
This is a messenger RNA of Heterobilharzia americana, 261 nucleotides long. The record is from the annotation of a GenBank genome assembly. NCBI's taxonomy places the organism in Eukaryota, Metazoa, Platyhelminthes, Trematoda, Strigeidida, Schistosomatidae.